Messenger RNA from Phyllopteryx taeniolatus (common seadragon), 4932 nucleotides. RefSeq names its product delta-like 4 (Drosophila) (gene dll4). Gene Ontology annotation, molecular function: calcium ion binding. NCBI's taxonomy places the organism in Eukaryota, Metazoa, Chordata, Actinopteri, Syngnathiformes, Syngnathidae. Gene Ontology annotation, biological process: Notch signaling pathway; multicellular organism development; heterophilic cell-cell adhesion. The transcript is spliced from 11 exons. Gene Ontology annotation, cellular component: protein-containing complex; plasma membrane. Bases 371 to 2422 code for a protein of 683 amino acids. The record is from RefSeq and is a predicted model, not a curated record.
GUGCGCUCCCAUUGAAGGCGGACGCGAGUGACGCGCGGCGGGCUGUGUGGACGCUCCGUGGACGCACAACUUUUUUUUUUUUGCAUCCCACCAAAACACGCACACGCGCACAUAAGAAGGGCCGCGCGCACGCCGCUGACGUGCACGUUUGUGGAGUACGGUGCCAUGUGAGGAGGGGCGGCAGGAGGCGGAGGGGGGUUCGCAUGCAGCGCUUCUUGGAUAUUGUCAUAUUUGGAUAACGUUUUCUGGAGGCGAGGAGCCAAGAGUGGGCAUUUGGAAGGAUUAUUAUUCCCCUUUUUUCUACUUCUUUGAUUGAAUUGGUUCUUUGGAAUUGGGAUUGCAGUGUGGGUGUCACUUUGGCUGCAGAAGGAUGGCAGCUUGGUUCACCUUCACCGUCGCCUUCAGCACCAUGGCACAGGUGUUUGCCUCAGGUGUUUUUGAGCUUCACCUCCACGACUUUAAGAACCACAGGGGUCUGCUGGCCAACGGGUUGCCGUGCAAGCCCAGCUGCAGGACUUACUUCAGGGUGUGCCUGAAGAACUACCAGGCGGUGGUCUCACCAGGGGACUGCAUCUUCGGCAGCGCCCGGACGCCGGUGCUGGACUCCUCCAUCUCGUUCAGUGGAGCGCCACCCGGUCCCAUCCAGAUCCCCUUCAACUUCGGGUGGCCGGGCUCCUUUUCGUUAAUAAUCGAAGCCUGGCACUCUCCUCAUGGAAAUCUACCUGUAGGUCAACUCCUUCCAGAAACCAACAACCCAGACUUUCUCAUAAGCUUCUUCGCCAUCCAAAGACAACUGAGCGUGGGCAGCGACUGGUCACAGGACACGCAGAGCAGCGAGCAGACGGAGCUGAGGUAUUCCUACCGCUUCGUCUGCAACAAAAGUUACUACGGCGAGAGUUGCUCCAAGAAAUGCACGCCCCGGGACGACCGCUUCGGACACUACACCUGCACCAGGGACGGCCAGCUGUCCUGCCUGACUGGCUGGAAGGGGGAAUACUGCGAAGAACCCAUCUGUCUGGAAGGCUGCAGCGAGAGGAAUGGCAACUGCUCCAAACCUGGCGAGUGUGUGUGUCGAGAUGGCUGGCAGGGCACCUUCUGCGAUGAGUGCAAGAAGUACCCGGCGUGUAAGCACGGCACCUGCCAGCUGCCGUGGCAGUGCAACUGUCAGGAGGGCUGGGGAGGUCUAUUGUGUGACCAAGAUCUGAACUUCUGCACACAUCACCAUCCCUGCGUGAACGGUGCCACCUGCAUGAACACGGGCCAGGGGAGCUACACGUGCACAUGCAUGCCGGGCUUCACCGGCGUCAACUGCGAGCUGGAGAUGCAGGAGUGCGACAGCAAUCCCUGCCGGAACGGAGGAAUAUGCACCAAUCUGGAAAGCGGCUACAUGUGCUCGUGUCUGGAGGGCUUCGAGGGCUCGCACUGCGAGCACAGCCUGCUGACGUGCGUCGAUUCCCCCUGCUUCCAUGGCGGCAAGUGCUGGGAGAAAGACAACGGGCGGAGCUACAUGUGCGAGUGUCCCCGCAGCUACACCGGCCUCAACUGCGAGAAGAGAGUGGACAAGUGCACGUCGCUUCCCUGCGCUAAUGGUGGUCAGUGCCUGAUCCAUGGUGACACUCGAGUGUGCAGCUGUCGCGCAGGAUUUACGGGCCAGCGUUGUGAAAUCAACAUCAACGAGUGCGCCGGCAACCCGUGUGUCAACGAUGGUACCUGCCUUGACCGGAUCAACGACUACACCUGUUCAUGUCCCCCGGGGUACAUAGGACGCAACUGCGAAAGGGUCCCGGACGAGUGUCCCCUCCAUCCCUGCCUCAAUGGCGGCGUCUGCACCAGCAAGACCCCGGCAACUUGCGUCUGCCCACCUGGCUACAUUGGGCCCAGCUGCGAGUUCUUCGCCGCCGUGACUUCACAAGUGGGGGAGAUUCAAGAUGGCUUCCAGUGGGCGGCAGUGUCUCUGGCCGUGGGGUUAGUGGCGCUGUUGGUGUUGCUUUGCAUGGUGGGCUUGGCCCUGAGGCAUGUCCACCGGCAGGCUCGGAGGCAGUGUGAGGACACGGAGACCAUGAACAACGUGUCCAGCGCUCAGCGGGAUAACCUCAUUCCGGCGUCGCAGCUGAAAAACACCAACCAGAAAGUCAGCCUGGAGGUGGACUGCGACUCGGAGAAAUCGAACUUUAUCCAUAAAAAUCAUCACUUGGACCCUUACAGCUCGAAAACAAAAGAGUUUAAGGAUAUGAAGUCGCAAGAUGACAAAAGUCUUAUUUAUGACAAGUGUUUAGAAGACAAAAGACCCUUGAGUAGUGUGUGCAGUGAAAAGUCAGAGUGUAGGAUAUCAACGAUAUGCUCGUCCAGAGAUUCUACGUACCAGUCGGUAUUUGUCAUAGCCGAUGCGAGGAGGGAGUGUGUCAUAGCGACCGAGGUUUAAAAUGAGUGCCGUAGGAGAGACACACAAACACAAUCAAAGCAGAAUUGGAACAUUCUGGAUUGUUUACAAAUGCCGAGAAGAGACUUGGAGGUUGUUUUUGCGACAUGUCAGCCGCUGCUCUCUGGAACACUUGAGGACACGGUGGAGGAACAUUUUAAUUUAUCAUCUCUCGGAUGGUUGAAAAGGAGGCGAAGGUGGAUCGCCUGCCCGCCACUCAUUUUCUGGCCUUGUGUAGUAAUAAUCACGAUCACGACGAUGACUGACAGCCAGCCAAUCAGUGAAAGUUGCCUGAGAUUUUUUUUUUUCUAGCCCCACCCUCCUGGAAAGCCCUCCCUCCUGUUGGUCACUCCUGCCACCUUCGCCUUCUAUGCAAAAACAAAAACUCAGGGUCAACACCCACAAUCCAACGUCACAAACACUGAGAGUAAUGAAUGUCUGAACGUCUUCGAUUUGAGUUCACGAGCAGCCUUAAAAACGGGGGUGUUGGGGAUGGGGGGUUGGGGGAAGGUUAAAUUGCUAAAUUUGUGCCCUUGUCUCCUUUUGGAUUGUUUGCACUACAAAAAUGACAAAUGAAGAAAAUACUUUUCAAUCAGCAAAGACUUGCAGCAGUCAAACGUACGCAUAGGAAGCGUCUCUAUGCAACCUGAGCGAGACAAACACAAAAAGACUCACACCACCACUGCCUGCCUGCCUUUGACACAGUUCAAAACUACAGAACCACUAAUGUAAUUGUUUUUUAAAUGAUUUACAGAGUUUAAUUUAAAUACGACACAUUGCUCUUUAUAUGUUUUAUAAUAUUAUUUUGUAUAUAAUGCAUAUUUAUAAGGACCAAACUUCUGAGGAAUAAACUUUGUGGGAAAAAACGGUUUGAAGGUAUUUCGGAGGUGUUUGAUGCUCACAUGUGCUUUGUGUUUAUUGCUCUUCUAUGGAGGAUCAAUUUUAAUGACUGCCAUGGAACAAAUGUGACAUGGCUUGUGAAUAUGAACUCCAGCUGCACAUCACAUGACAUACAAGAUUUUUUUUUAACAUAGGAGACAUAAAACAAAGACCCCCACCCUCCAUCCCUCCCGCCUUAUUUCCUGACUGCCGCAUCACUACUUUGAGUAAUUCCUGGAAAUGCCUUUGGCUCUCGUCCCACCCUGUGUUCUCUCCCCGGACCCCUCAAAUUGGCUUGAAAUUCAAAUCCGUUUCCAUGGAGAACGGGCCCCCUCGAGCUGCAAACAGUGAAACAAAGCCCGGCCCCACCUCUCGUAAUGCUCUCAGGCACGCGUCACCCCGAAAACAGAUGCUACAAAGGGGGCAGGGGUAGGUUUGAGGGAAGGGGGUUAUUUAAAAAAAAAAAAAAAAAAAAAACAGCAGCAUAUGCCAGCUCUCAAGCACCCUUAAAAUAACAUACACACUUAUGAAUACACACUCCCCACUGGCGGCCUCGCCCUCCAGGGCAAAGAGUGAUAUUUUACUACCCGCUUCUGUACCACACACUCAGGAGCAAACAAAGCGGAGGGGGACUGGCACUGAGGGUGUCACCUCACCAAAGGGGAAGGGGUGAAGGGGUGGGCUCUACACCAGAUGGGAGGGCCGUGCAUGCGACGUAAAUCCUCGGAAAUAACAAAAACAUCUCUGUUUUGUGUUGGCUGACAUUUGGGAAUAUAUUGAGUGUCCUUAUAUGAAUCGAGGGCGUACAUUUCACCAUCCACUUCAGCCAAUAAGAUGUCGAAUUUGCUCGAGGGAGCUUCCCAAUGCAGCAAGAAGCUAAUAUCGCAGUCUACUUCGUAGGACUGAGCGAUUAAACGAUCUUAUCGAUUAGUUCAAGUUUAUUUUAUAUAUUUUUUGUGGUUUCCUGAGUUCAAAGCAUGUCCCUGCCGUCGUGCAUUGCUUACAUAAACAACAUUACUGUGAAAAAAGAGAGGAGCGAGUUUACAAAAGCAGAGUCAGUGUUGCCAACUUAAUAGAUUGAUCGCUAUGUUUAGUGACGAUUCAAAUAAAUCAAUAAAAUUGAUUAAUCGGCCAACCCAAUCCUUCAGAUGCAAAAACCUGCCAGAUACCAGUAGAGUCUUAUCAAACCAAGAGCGAUCGAACAAAAAAAAAGUGAACGUACCAAAAUAAAAUCAAUAACAGCACUAAACAUGGCUGAAUUGGAUGACACUGAAACACAAUAGACAAAAGUAAUUGGUAUCAACUUCUUUUCAUUAUUUGAGAAAAAGUGUCGCCAUGAAAAUCAAACUCAAAACAUGCUUCGAUGUCCACUGGUCUGAGCUCUCGGGAGACCUGCAGACGUCUCGCGUGGUGACGGUUCAACAUCAAGUUUUCACCCAAAUCUUGAGGUUGUACCGCAGUACACAUCUACACACACACACACACACCUUCACACAGUCCUCAUCACACACAACACCGCCGGGCAUUUUCAUUGUGUUAUAAUCGCAGCAUCCUGUUGUUUGUGACUGGCUGACAUCAGUUCCUGUUUCCUCUUUGAUUAAAACAAAAAAAUAAUAAAAUAAAUAUGCAGAGCA